This is a messenger RNA of Wallemia ichthyophaga EXF-994, 993 nucleotides long. RefSeq names its product Glyoxylase B2. NCBI's taxonomy places the organism in Eukaryota, Fungi, Basidiomycota, Wallemiomycetes, Wallemiales, Wallemiaceae. The coding region runs from base 1 to 993 and encodes 330 amino acids. The transcript has a single exon. The record is from RefSeq and is a predicted model, not a curated record. Gene Ontology annotation, biological process: glutathione metabolic process; hydrogen sulfide metabolic process. Gene Ontology annotation, molecular function: sulfur dioxygenase activity.
AUGAUAGCGAAAAUUAUACGUAAUCAUAAUUGGAAAGUAGCUGGUGGGAUUAAAGGUGGUAUUAGACAUCAAAGUACUGCUGCAGUUACUCCAACCCCGCCAUUCCGUACGCAUGUAGCUGCCAACACACCCACAACCCAGACGUUCUACGAUAAGGACAGUUCGACAUGGACGUACGUGCUGCACUGUCCUAGAACACUGCAAGCCGCGGUGAUAGACCCAGUGCUCGAUUAUGACAGCAAUAGUGGGCAUGUGAGUACGCAGAGUGCCGAUGGACUACUAGCGCACAUAUCCACGAGCAAAUUAGAAGUACGCCAUAUUUUGGAGACACAUGCACAUGCAGACCACCUCACUGCAGCGCGUUACCUGAGGCACCACCUCCACGCACCCGUUAGCAUUGGGAAGCGGAUAGUGGACGUGCAGCGCACUUUCGGACCAAGAUACAACCUUUCUCUCGAUUCUCUGCAAGGUAGCUUCGAUGGACUGCUUGAUGAUGGAGAGACCAUCUCGCUGGGUGAUUGCUCAGGCAACGUCAUCCAUCUUCCGGGUCAUACGCCUGACCAUGUUGGUUAUAUGUUCGGAGGACACGUCUUCACCGGCGACUCCAUAUUUUUGGCCCCCACUCACACCGCUAGAGCGGAUUUUCCAGGCGGUGUAGCGUCCCAGCUGAAGUCUUCCAUCGAUAGGCUGAUGGGUCUGGCUGGUGACACCAAGCUUUUCGUCGGUCAUGAUUAUCCAGGUGAUGGUAAGCAGGUGAGCUGCUCAACUACCGUCGCAGAUCAGCUGCUUCUCAAUGAUCAUAUCAAGAUGGACCACUUUGCUCAAUUCAGAAUGGAGAAAGAUAGUUCUCUCAACACACCAAAACUCCUUCAUCCUGCUAUUCAGUUCAAUAUUCGAGGUGGUCGCUUGCCCCCCGCUGACGAGGAUGGCGUUAGUCGAAUGCGCAUUCCAAUCACAACAAAAUCCGCGUAUCAUGCAGGCACAAUAAGUUAA